UUCUCGUUUCAGUAGGGUUGAAUUACGUGAAAUCACUCGUGCGAAAUGGCUCAAGAAAGUCGGGGUUACGUGAAUUCAGCUCAGUUGCACGAACAGCAUUAUCGACAGGUGUUGGAAGAAGUGCCAGCAGUUCCACCAAAAACCAGGGACCGAGAAGACCUGCUCAAUGGCAACAAAACGACUCGAGUCAUGUCAAGGAUCCUCAGCAGCAGCAGCAGCAACAACAACAACCCCCGAGAUGUCGCAGCUCAGCAAACUCCCCAGAGUCAAGCAGCGCCCUCUCUGCCGCCGCGACCAAACAAACGCAACUUGUUCCUAGUGCAAAAGUUCCAGAUGGAUGCACAGCGGCCGGAGGACGUGGCCCAGGUUGCCGCCGGUGCCCCGGGUUGUUCCGGGGUACCAUCAUCGCAACGAGCAGCACCUGUGCGCAUCCCGGCGAGGGUUGCCCAUCACCAUCAGCAGCAGCAGCAGGUGCAGAAAGGAACGACCGGGUUUCCCGCGGGUUCUGAAGAAAACGUGACCGUGUUGGGCAAGAAGGCGGUUUUGGUGGGCGAUGCGGGGUUCGACGCGGAAGAUAUUCCAGGGCAUGGAACCCGAAAGAAACCCUUGGAGGGGCCGAAGAAGACAUCGACUGUGUACGCGGGAUUACAACAGCAAAUCGCUGCACUGUUCGAAAGGCGUGUCAGCGUCUGUGCCGUGCGCAGAGCGACAUCUAUC
This is a messenger RNA of Notodromas monacha, 717 nucleotides long. NCBI's taxonomy places the organism in Eukaryota, Metazoa, Arthropoda, Ostracoda, Podocopida, Cyprididae. The record is from the annotation of a GenBank genome assembly.